UAUAGAAUUAUAAUUUUACAAAUGGAGUUGUUGGGAUUUGUAAAUACCUAGAAUAGCUAAUCUUAAAAUACAAAAAUUUAAUUUAAUUUUACAAAGAUACAAGUGAAAAUUAGGAGGGAAACUUACCUCCUUAAUUUGAUAAAGCAUAUAAUUUGAUAAAAAAAAUUUGUGGGAAAAUUACCUUCAACAAAAUUUGUGGGAAAAUUACCUCCAAAAAUUUAUCAACUAGUGAAAAAUUCCCUCCAACAAUAAGUAAAUAAAGAUCGUAAAAAAAAAUAUAAUAAAAUCCUACUCCCUCCUGUUCUUCGGUUCUCUACUACAUUCUCCAUUCUCUAUUGUUUACCGAUUUCAAGCGUUUUCUCCAUCAGCUUUCCACGGUCUCCAUUCGGGUGGCUUCCUCUCUUGAUUUCCUCCAUUGAAACAACUUUAAGAGACUCGCAGCAGAUGCAAGGACAGAGGAAUGCAAUGGUAGUAGUUAGUCUUGGUGCUUUUAGUUUUUCCGAACUCCAGAUGAUGCCUCGGUGUUGCGUUUGAGGCUGUUAAAGCCACAACCACAUUAGCUACAACUGCUACCGACACUGCAGCAUGUAGCUGUUCAUUGUGAGUUCUUAUCUCUUGUUACUUUUUCUAUCUUUAAUCCUUAAUUCGUGUCCACAUUUUUCUCCAUUUAGUCAUCCUUUUGCAUAGUUUAAUAACUAUGACAUGUAUUAAAUUAGCUGCUAUUAGUAUUACUCAGACUAGUAUGGUUUGGUUGGAUACCGGACCUUUAUGCUUUGUUGCUUGUCUCAAAAAAUCAUAAUGCAUCAUAAUUUGAGCUAUUCUUUUCUAUGUUAAUUUUGAUUGCUAAAAUAGUUUACAAUAAAGGUAGUUCAACUCUUAUGAAGGAGUCAUAUAAGGAUAAAUUAUUGUGGGAAGUAAGAAACUAAGAACAUUAGUCUUCUUUUCAAAGGUAUGCUUAAAAUUGGAAUUCUAGAGAGGGGCUUUCUGUGACAACCACAACUCAUAUAUGCUAUAGGUUAGGUUUAAAGUUUUAAUAUAUGCUGCCUAAGUCAUUUUUUAAUCUGAUUUAUUUUCACUUACCAUUCUAAAUUUGUAUAUAUUUUCUUUAAUUAAAAGUGGGAAUGGGUUGAUAAAAGGGGAUGAGGUUAAGACUAAAGACGAUAUGAUGGCAUUGCUUUAUAUCUGAGUUUUUGUAUUCUACUGCUGGUGUUUCUGAACUACCAUUGGGUUCUUUUUAUUCACAUGUGCCAUCCUUCGAUUCCUUUCCUAAAAUCUUAGUUCUUUUGUAGAUCAUAUAUGAAUCUGGCCCCUAUUUUUCACUUUAUAGAAUUUUGGCACUUGAAUCAUGGGGCAGCCUCAAAUGGCUGGAGGUGAUAGGGCUGGUGCACCUACACCAUAGAGAUAAAUGACCAACAAUGCCCUAGCUUACCUGAAGGCAGUGAAGAAAUUAUUCCCGGAGAAGGAGAAAUAUGAUUAAUUCAUCAGGACAUUAUGAGGCAAUAAGCUGGAACAUUGGAGUGCUAUAUUGUUGGGUCUUUUACGAAAACAAGUUGGUUUCUGCUACAAUGGCUACUCAGAUGAGCAAGAACCGAAAGUUCGGUGCUGAUGGUGUCAUUUACGCCGAACUAAAUAAAGUUUUCAGGAGAGAACUCACUGAAGAUAGCUACUCUGGUGGCAAAGUGAGCAGGGAAGAAGGAUUAAGGAAUCCCUUUUUUUUUAAGAUGGAUGAGUGUGAUGUAGAAAACUUUAUAGCCUUUUGCUGGGCUAUUUGUGGUGCUAGGAACUCUCAGAUCAUGGAGGGGGAGUGUAGGGACUAUGGGGAAGUGCUGAGCUAUGCUAUAAAGACUGGAAAUUCCAAGCCUGGUUUCUGCUGUGCUGUUGCUGUUGGUUAAGGGAAGGCUGCUGUCGAUUGGACAACAUAUGCAGGACUCUUAAAGGUUAAUGUUGAUGCUGCCUUUGUAGGUGACUUUGAGUGUGGUUUGGGGUAGUGAUCAGGGAUGGUUUUGGUGCUGUUAUGGCUUCAGGGGUCCAGUAGGGCAGUGGGAUGUGAGGGUGGAUGAAGCAAAAGUCGUGUGAAGCAAAAGGCUAUGUUUUUUUCAUAAAAUCGUAGCAAUUAGGUCAAAAAUGCUAUGAUUUUGAAUUGUAGCAAAUACAUGUUCCUAUGUGUUCUCCUAGUUUUGAAGUUCAAAACCAGAGCAAAAGGUUUGAAUAAAACCGUAGCAAGUGUACUAGUGUAUUUUGCAUUGGUACUGCUCUACUUGUUCAGAAUUAUUGUAACGUAUGACUUUUAAUGUCAAAUAUAUUCAUCAAUUUGACAAGAC
Messenger RNA from Chenopodium quinoa (quinoa), 2321 nucleotides. RefSeq lists its product as uncharacterized. Bases 1470 to 1892 code for a protein of 140 amino acids. Lineage: Eukaryota; Viridiplantae; Streptophyta; Magnoliopsida; Caryophyllales; Amaranthaceae. The transcript is spliced from 4 exons. The record is from RefSeq and is a predicted model, not a curated record.